AUGGAGCAACAGGAUGGUGAGCGCAUGACGCACGAGGAUCUAGUGCAUUGGCUGAAUAUUUUAUUGCAAUCUGAUUUGGUUCUUUUCUUAUUUUCAAUGCAGAUGGUAUAUCGUUUCAUUCUGUGCUUGUUCUGUGGUGAAAGGACAGAGUACGGCUGUGUGCACACGCAACCCCUUUCAAUUUCUACCCUUCCUGAGAGCAAGGACAGCCAACGCAGUAAGGUACAUGGCACAAUGCGGUGGAGGGCCUGUUUCAAGAUCGCCCAUUCCAAGACCAAGCGGUCAUGGACAGUCAACAGCCAUCGAAUCGCAUGGUGCUUCCCACUGCCGAUGACACACCAGAGUCAACGAAUAUCCUCUUGA
Molecule: messenger RNA, 363 nt
Organism: Ostreobium quekettii
Lineage: Eukaryota; Viridiplantae; Chlorophyta; Ulvophyceae; Bryopsidales; Ostreobiaceae
Source: the annotation of a GenBank genome assembly